AUGGAGCCCUCGCCAACCAACUUUUCUUUGUGGAUGACCCUGGGCAAUUCCUCUUUGUCGGAGGGGGCCGAGUCAGCGGCAGCCCUCGGAGCUGUGCUGAGUCUGAUGUGUGCCACGGGGGUGGCCGGGAACCUCUACGCCCUGGCUGUAGUGCGGGCCUCCCCGUCAGCCUCCUCGCUGCGUGUUCACCUCGUCAACCUGGCCCUGGCUGACCUGCUGUACCUCUCGACGGCCCCCUUCAUCGUGCAUAACGGGUUGGUGAAAGAUUGGCUGUUUGGCGAGGCAGGCUGCAGGGUUCUCCUCAGCCUCGAUCUUCUCACCAUGCACGCCAGCAUCUUCCUGCUCACCCUGAUGAGCUGCGAACGCUAUGCUGCUGUGGCACACCCCUUUCAGGCCGCGCGCCGCGCACGGCGAUACCGCCGGCCUUUGGCUGUCGCUAUUUGGCUCCUGUCCUUUGCCCUCGCUCUCCCCAUGAUGGUGAUGAUCCACCAAGAGGAGCGCGUGGUGGGCGAGGGUGCAGUUGUCCGGCGUCUCUGCUCCUCCAUCUGGAGCGAAGAGCAGUACCGGGUGUACCUGAGUAUCCUCUUCAGCACUAGCAUUGUGGCUCCGGGCCUAGUCAUUGGGUCCCUCUACUGGCGCCUGGCAAGGACCUACUGGCUUUCCCAGGCCCGAGGCGGGUUAGGCCGCUCACCGAAGAACCGUGUCUUCCUCCUCAUCUUCAUCAUUGUCUUGGCCUUUUGGGCAUGCUAUUUGCCCUUCUGGAUCUGGCAGCUCCUGCCCCUUUACUGCCCACUGGCAGCCCGCUUGCCCGUCCAGAUGGAGAUCUCCAUCAACCAUUUGGUGACCUGCUUGACUUACGGCAACAGCUGCAUCAACCCUUUCCUCUACACCCUGCUGACCCGCAACUACCGCGAGUACCUGCGGUCUCGCCAGCGGGGGGCGUCGCAUGCAUCCUUGCGGUGCCUCCAAAGCAGAGGCCGGCCUCAAGGGGAAGAUGCAGAGGUCUGA
Messenger RNA from Gekko japonicus, 1008 nucleotides. RefSeq names its product urotensin-2 receptor-like. The transcript has a single exon. Bases 1 to 1008 code for a protein of 335 amino acids. Gene Ontology annotation, molecular function: urotensin II receptor activity. The record is from RefSeq and is a predicted model, not a curated record. Gene Ontology annotation, biological process: neuropeptide signaling pathway; regulation of blood pressure; blood vessel diameter maintenance. Gene Ontology annotation, cellular component: membrane. NCBI's taxonomy places the organism in Eukaryota, Metazoa, Chordata, Lepidosauria, Squamata, Gekkonidae.